This is a messenger RNA of Phasianus colchicus (ring-necked pheasant), 7480 nucleotides long. It is a transcript of the gene RAI14, whose product is annotated as retinoic acid induced 14. The record is from RefSeq and is a predicted model, not a curated record. NCBI's taxonomy places the organism in Eukaryota, Metazoa, Chordata, Aves, Galliformes, Phasianidae. Gene Ontology annotation, molecular function: actin binding.
UUCUUCAGCAAAAAAAUAAGACAGGAUUAUCAAAACAAGUUAUAUUCAGACUGAACGCAAUUAUAUCAGAGUAAGUCUGAUGUGGAAAGACAAUACAAGGCACUUGGAGCUUACAGAACAAGUUUAAGCUGCUUUCAAGAUAGAAGGGAAGUGAUAAACCAGUUCAGGAGCAUGAUUUCUUUUACAAAUAAUUUCUAAGAGGAGAUGUGACUGGAACUUUGAGUACUGCAGAAGGCAAUAGCCAGAAGCAGCAAAAAAAAUAUAACAAUGCCAAGUAAGAUAAUUAGCAGAUGCUAUCAAGACAGUAGAGUGAUAAGGUGUGAUUGAAGACAUCUUUAAGCCACUUACAGGCCUCUUCUUUUUGGAGAAGUAGAUAGGAAGGCACAGGAGAGCUCAUUAUACCCUCACUAUGGUGGGCAGAGGCUCCAGGUCACUACUGGCUGCAAACACCUGAGUUUUUCCAGGAGGAGUUGAACAGAAGGCAAUGCUCUUCUUUCACCCUCUUCUCAUGUUCCUGGGAUAAAGGAUUGGAGAGGUAUAGGACGUAGCCAGUGUGCUAUGUGAUAAGCUAAGCUUCUUCCAUUUGGGAAAAGCAGCUUGUGCUGUGCUCCACCUUGUGAGUAGCUGAAUGGAUUAUCUCCAUUUUGCUGGCAACUUUUGACUAGCAUUUACUAACUACAGGUCUCACAGCGUUGUUACAGCAGACAGACAGACAUUAGAGGCACAGGUGGGAAAAGACAGCUAUUUCAGGGCUCUAUAGCACAUGAGAUCUCCUGACUCCUGGUCUGUUGCUCUGUCUGAAGAGGUAUGACCCACAAAAAUGCAUAGGAGUAUUUAGGCAAUGCCCUUAGAGAGAAACCCAAAAGGGAGCUCAGGGAAAAAAAAUCACAGUCUACCAUGGAAAGAGACUAGCCUAGAGGGCACGCAGGGUCUAUAAGGCAUCAGCUUGGUUUAACAGAUUUAACCUAACUGCUGCUACAAAGCCCAAAGUCUUCUUCCUGGACAGCAGCUUAUAAUACAGUGGAAAAUGCUUCUCUAGAAUUAGUAAAUACCAUAUUUCCCAGUUCUCAAUAACUUUUUUGUGGUUUUUUUUGUUUGUUUGUUCAUUUUUUGUUUGUUUGUUUGUUUUUUGUUUUUAAUCAUACUGUAGCCAAAAUAUAUUUAGCAUUAAAGUGAUGUUAUAUGUGACUAUCCCAUGCAAGCCUACCAAACCCAUGUACAUGAUAUCCUGGCACUGAAGAUAGAAGUAGACAUUCAUAAUGGUUGAAACACUCAAAGUGUAAGAGAUUGUACUUGCAUAUUAAGUCAUGCUCAUUUUGCCAGCAUGGGAAGAAGUCGGCAAGGUAUUUUCUAACCAUAUUAUACACACACAUAUUACGCCAGAAUUAAAAAUAAUUGCAUAAUAAUUGCAACACAUUUUGUAGCUGCAGAACUAACAUUGCUGGGCAAGUUUAAUUUUCCUAUUUUUAUUCUUUCCGUGCAAAUUAAAUUUUCAGCAUUAACUUUGUUAGAUUAACAGAGGUGUGUGUGUUUUUAAAAGAAAAAGGAGAGGAAAUGGUGCUGGCACAAUUAUGGCCGUUCUCAAAGGUGAAACACAUGCAAAAUUAAUUGGCCAAUGUAAGGACUGUGCAUAAGCAGAGGAAAGUAUGCUCCCGGGUAUAAUCGAAUGUAUUUAUUCAAUAACAGUGCCUGCCACUAUUACAAUAAUGACUUAAAGUUUUCAAGUGCUCGUUUCCUCUCUGUACUGUUUGCCACUUUAGAAGGUGUGGAUGGUUGGGAACAGAAAGGAGCGAUCACAAAGAUGAAAGGCGAACUGCGAGGUGUGGAAUGCGGUUGUUGUGAAGGGACCAGCAGAUGGGUUUUUGCGAUGAGGAGAAGGCUGGCAUCUCUGGUGGCGGAGGAGGUUCACCGACUGGCUAGGACAAUUUGUAGACGAAGCAUCCUGGUUUACUUGUACAGGGUACGGAACUGUGGUGUUAGUGGUGAGAUGCAGAGGUGGGGCAGCGGUUGGCCACUGGUGGCAGAUCAGCUUGGAGGAAGGAAGAGACUUUUGGAGCUCAUCCAGUGAACCAGCACCUCGCUCAGCCAUAAAGCCCAUUUGGGAUUUUAUAACUGCUGGACUCCUGUGCCACCGAACUCCACAGCGGUAAUGAAUCCGGACAUUAAAUGAAAAGAAACCCACUUGUCUUCCCUCUAAUGCAUCCCAGGGCUCUGCGAAAGGGGAAUCCGAGGCGCGGAGAAGCGCAGGACGGAAACUCCCUCGCCUCCCUCCUCAGCGUAACGGUCGCGGGGACGCGAGAGACGGGCGGGUAGGCGCGGUGUCACGUGAUCCGCCCCCCGCGAGCGCGGGGCUGCAGACCCCCGUUUGAAGGGGGGGCGGACCGACGAGGGGGCGACCGGUCCCCCCGGUGGGCGACCGGAGCCCCGCGGUCACGUGACCGUGGAAUGAUGUCACGCCCCCCGCCCUAUCCGCGUGGAGCCGCUGAGUGUCCCGGGGCGCGCGGCGGCGCUGCUCCGCCCUUCACAGCGGCGGCGGCGGCGACCGGAGGGGGACGCGGCUGCUGCCUGGGAUAUUGAAGAAGGAUAAAAAAAAAAAGACAACUUCUCAAACGUUUCGAAGACUGAAUGUAACCAGGAUGAAGAGCUUAAAAGCAAAGUUCAGGAAGAGUGACACUAAUGAGUGGAAUAAGAAUGAUGAUCGGCUACUGCAGGCGGUGGAGAAUGGUGAUCCUGAAAAAGUGGCUUCAUUGCUCGGUAAAAAGGGAGCCAGUGCCACCAAACAAGAUAGUGAGGGGAAAACUGCUUUUCACCUGGCAGCCACAAAAGGACAUGCAGAAUGCCUCAGGAUUAUGGUGACACAUGGUGCAGAUGUGACAGCCCAAGAUGGUGCAGGACACAGUGCUUUACAUCUUGCAGUGAAGAACAGCCACCUUGACUGCAUUAAGAGGUUACUUCAGUAUAAAUGUUCAGUAUACAGCACUGACAACUGUGGGAAAACAGCUUUACAUUAUGCAGCGACAUGUGGUUGUCUUCAGGCAGUUCAACUUCUCUGUGAACACAAAUGUCCAAUUAACAUCAAAGAUUUGGAUGGGAACAUACCUCUGCUGCUUGCAGUACAAAAUGGCCAUACAGAGGUCUGUAAAUACCUUCUGGAUCACGGAGCAGACAUCAACACAAGGGAUAAAAAUGGAAGAACUGCUUUGAUGAUGGCUUGUGAAGCUGGUAGCCUUAACAUGGUGGAAGUGUUCCUUAGGAAAGGUGCAGAUGUCAGUUUAGUAGAUGUUUUUGGACAGAAUGCGCUGCAUUAUUCCAAGAUCUCUGAGAAUGUGGGAAUCCAGAACCUGCUGUCAUCAAAAAUAUCUCAGGAUGUUGAUGCAAAAUCACCAACAAAAGCAAAGCAGCAUGAUCAAGGCUCUAAAUUAAGUUCAGAAAGAAGUGGAACUCCAAAAAAACGCAAAGCCCCACCUCCUCCUAUCAGUCCUAUGCAGCUUAGUGAUUUGUCCUCUCCACGGUCAUCAACUUCGACUCCUAUGACUGGAAAAGGACAGGCUUUCUUUGCUGACCAACAGGAAGACUUCAGCUCCUUGCUUCAAGAUAAUAAAGACAGACUAAGUGACAGCACCGCAGGUGCUGACAGUUUGUUGGAUGUGAGUUCUGAAACUGAACAGCAAGAUCUACUUAUGCUGAUGCAAGCAAAAAUUGCUUCUUUGACAUUACACAAUAAGGAAUUACAGGACAAAUUACAGGAAAGAGCACCUAAAGAAGUGGAUUCUACCAUAGAUUCUUAUCAUUCAACCCAAAAAGAGUUUGAUCAAACUGCAGAUAGACAAAGCGAGUUCUCAGCUCAGGAGCUGAAGUCUACUAUAAAUGUCACCCAGUCUCAAGAAAAGUUGACAAGCCCCAGUGAAAUAAAAACAAAGUACCUCCAGGAAGAAUUAAAGGAUGCACAAAGGAAAUUAGAGAAUUCUGAAACCAAAACAAAGCACUUAGAAGCUCAGGUCCAGUCUAGAGUCCCAGAAGCAGAUCAUUUGAAUAACGCACACAUCUCAGAAAAUGGCUCUGAUCCUAACCUGAAAAUCCAAGAAACUCAAAACAAGAAUGAGGAAUCGGUGAAAGAGGUUUUAAAUGUACAAAAGCAAGUGAAACUGGGUCUUGUUUCCUCUGAAAGUGAAGAAACUUGUUCCGAGAUGAGUAAGUUGAAGGUUACAUGUGAAGAAGUUGAGAUGCUUAGGCAAGAACUGAAGAGAGCCCUGGAGGAAAGUGAAAGACAAAAAGAGAAAGUGAGAGAACUACAGAAGAAGUUUGAAGAAAGAGAGCAGAGUGUUACAAGCAAACUGUCUGUGGAAGAAUGUGAGGAAUUAAAGAAUUCAUACUGUUCAGUUAUUGAUAACAUUAAUCAGGAGAAGGCACUGUUGAUUGAGAGGUACAAAGAAGGACAAGAGGAAAUUAAAAGGCUACAGGACAAGCUGACAAAUCAGACACAUUUAGAGUCUAGUACUGAAUCCGGAGAAAUGAAAGAUGCAAUGCACAGAAUGAUAGAUGAGCUCAACAGACAACUUAGUGAAUUGUCCCAGUUGUACAAAGAAGCACAAGCAGAGCUUGAAGAUUAUAGGAAGAGAAAAACUCUAGAUGAUAUAGCUGUGGACUACAUACCUAGAGAUGAACAUGAGAAGCUGAUGCAGGUAACAAAUUCUUUGAAAUACAAAGCAGAGAAUGAGUUAUUAGAAAUGAAAUCCCAGUACACAAAAGUAUUAGAUGAAGCAGAAGAACUAAAGCAGCUGUUAGACACUCAGAAACAAAACUCAUUGCCAAUUGCUGAACACCAGCAGGUGAUGAAUGCACUUAAAAGUACUGUAAAGGAAAUGGAAGAAGAAAUAAAUGAGCUCAAAGAAUUACUUACCAACAAGGAAAGUGAAGUAAGAAAUCUACAGAAGGAAUUAUUAGAAGAAAAAGCUGCAAUUAAUGAAGCAAUGGUACCCAGGGCUGCAUAUGAAAAACUCCAAUCUUCAUUAGAAGGUGAAGUUAGUAUUUUGUCAUCAAAACUGAAGGAUGUAAUCAAAGAGAAGGAAAAUGUGUCCUUAGAUGUUAUGCAACUGAGAAAUGAAGUUUUGCAUUUGAAAGAAGAGAAAGAAGGUAUGCAUAAUCUGCUUGAAGCAAAGGAACGUGAGGUCAGUGGUCUUCAUCAAAAGUAUCAUCAAGCUCAAGAAGAUCUUCUUGAAAUGAAAAGAUACUCUGAAAGCUCAUCAAAGCUAGAAGAGGAUAAAGAUAAAAAGAUAAAUGAAAUGUCCAAGGAAGUCAGCAAAUUAAAAGAAGCUUUGAACAGCCUUUCUCAGCUUUCCUACUCAACCAGUGCCCCCAAAAGACAAAGUCAGCAGCUGGAAGCAUUACAACAACAAGUGAAACAGCUGCAAAACCAACUGACUGAAACGAAGAAACAACAUCAGGAAACAGUGUCAGUUUACAGGAUGCAUCUUCUCUAUGCUGUGCAGGGUCAAAUGGAUGAAGAUGUCCAGAAGGUGCUUAAACAAAUUUUAUCAAUGUGUAAAAGCCAAUCACAGAAAAAGUAAACAAAAAAGCAAAUCUCCCCAUUUCUAUUAAUACUUUAUGGGUGUUUAUCUAGAUUUGCCUUAACGUAAGAUUUAAAAUUGGCAAUUUGCUGCUUUUUUGUUGUUGUGUUGUUUGUGAGGUGGAUUUGUUUGUUUCUACUACUUUCCAUGUGCAUCUGCUUUAGCAGCAACUAAACACAUGCCUGCUUUUCAUAUCCAAAAUGCAAGUAUGUUCUUCAGACUUAGGCCACUCCAUGUCAUGUUUACUCUGAAAGUACUUUUUAGCUUCCUCCAAGAGGGAGGUUAAUCUGGAGGCAAGCACUCUUGUCACCUGGAAAAUGGUGAAAUUCUCCAUAAGGACUCCUGCACUGUGUAUAAGCUGCAUCUUGUUAAUGGGGAUAUUUUAAUUGCUUGAUGGUGCAGCACUUAGAUUCCAGACAUUUUGCCACAUGCAGUCUCUGGCAGAGCAGAAGUGAGCCUUGCAGCAGUGAGUAGAAGUAGAUCUUUAUGGUGAGCCGGAACAUCCAACAGCUCUACUUAGAAACCUAAUUUUAUUUAAGAUUAGCACACCAUAAUGUGGCUGUCCCAACCCAUCCAAUGCACUGAGUACAUAAAAAUCCUACCAUGCUUCAUGAUUUCCCUGAAUAAACAAUUUAUUUGAACUUAAACUAUUUCAAAAGAUAAAAUAAGUAGUUUAUUGAAGUUGUCUGUACAAGCAACUAAUUAUAAUAGGUUUAGCUAUCUAUGCAAGUGUUGGCCAUGAAGCUCAGGAACAAAAUCAGAACAUAUGCUUUAGACAAGGGAUUCUAGUGAACACAGGAUGUUUACAGUGAAUGUUAAUGCCUCAUACUUCCUAACCUCACUUUUGUAAAGAUCUUCUCUUCAGUCUAUUUUUAUUGGCCCUCUAGUUAAUUUUUUUUUAUAACUAAACCAUUUUUUCUACGUGAUAUUUGCAUUAAGCUUAUUAACAAAUAUUUUUAGGUAAUCGUGUAUUAGAAUUUCUUUUUAUACCCCCAAGUAUUCAAUAACAGCAAAGCACAGAGAAGUGUUCUCAGUUCGAACAACAUCUGUACAGAAUAAUAGACAUGUCUGUCAGUGUGGUCCAGAGCAGUGAGGUGUCAAAUGCAGUUCAGCCUGAUGUGUCAACAAGUAUAGAAAUGAUAGGUAGAGAACUCCAGAAGACAUCAAAAAUCCCUGUAUUUUGUUUCUAGAGGCCAGGGGUAUCAAGAAUGUCAGCACUUUCAGAUUUAGAAGUCAAAUAAAAAUGCCCAGUGUAGUUUAGUAUGAAAUUAAGAAAACAUUUUCUAAGCACACACUGCACUUGAGGGUAUAACCAUUUGACCGAUCUUGCAGCUUCACUGUGGUAUUUGUUUUCUCCCUGCUAGUGGAUGCAUCUCUACUAGAGAAAUCUCCAGAGCUGUAUGAAGUUAAUAUAGAGACAUAACAGGACAAGAGCCAGCAGUGCCAGAGGCUGGCUGGACUCAUAGUGCACUUAUAUCAGAUAAUUCCUAACCCUGGCAAAACUAAAUUGGAUUUUUAAAACAAAUUAACAAACAAAACAUGCCUUUGCAUCAGUUAGACAUUGGUGUUACUUUCCUUGGGUGGUUUAACUAGUGCCUGCUUAUUUUGGACAGUAUUUUCUAGUUAGGCGGUUUUGAAAAUUCUCCAAAGAAAUGUGAAAAGAAUUUUGCUGCAGCACUUCAGAAUGAACAACAAAAUUUUAAGCAUGCUACUGCUGCAAAGUAUAAAACCUGGUGAACCAUUUUGUAGGUUGCCUGAUGGAUUUAGUCUUCUACCGUGUUUUGGUUUGUAUAUUUAUUACAAUUAUCUUUGUGGAAUACUGAAAAUUAUACACUACAGCAUAGCAAGUUUCUUUAUAUGUAAUUUACAAAAACUUUCCUUAUGCAGCAAAUAAACUAUUUCCAGUUUUUUCA